UCUACGUUACCCAUGAUGCACUGCAACUGCAGGACACCCCGCUGUGGUUUCUCUCAGACUAAAGGCGCGCCAGCGCCGCCCUGCCCCCGGGACUACAUCUCCCAUGAUCCCCCGGACUGCAGCUCUCAUCCUUCCCUCGCGCUCCCCGGCUCCUGCCCAGCGGCACGGACUCCAUUUCCCUGCGUGCCCCACGGCCCGCGCCGCCCGGAAGUGCCCCUCCCCCAUAAAGCGGAAGCGGGCGGCCGGUUGGUUUGGGGCGGGGCAGUACUUGGUCUCGACACCGACCGACAAGCUGCUGCAGAGCGAAUCCCGCGCAGCCCGGACCGUGAUCCCCCUGCCCGCAGCACCAUGGCAUCUGGCGUAGCAGUCUCUGAUGGAGUGAUCCAGGUCUUCAAUGACAUGAAGGUGCGGAAGGCCUCCACCCCUGAGGAGGUGAAGAAGCGCAAGAAGGCGGUGCUCUUCUGCCUGAGCGAGGACAAGAGGAACAUCAUCCUGGAGGAGGGCAAGGAGAUCCUGGUGGGGGACGUGGGUGAGACAGUCGACGACCCCUAUCUGCACUUUGUCAAGAUGCUCCCGGAGUCGGACUGCCGCUACGCCCUCUACGACGCCACUUACGAGACCAAGGAGAGCAAGAAGGAGGAUCUGGUCUUUGUCUUCUGGGCCCCAGAUUGUGCCCCCCUCAAGAGCAAGAUGAUCUACGCCAGCUCCAAGGAUGCCAUCAAGAAGAAACUCACAGGUAUCAAGCAUGAGUUGCAAGCAACCUGUUACGAGGAGGUGAAGGACCGCUGCACCUUGGCCCAGAAGCUGGGCGGCAACGCCGUCGUCAGCUUGGAAGGGAAGCCCUUGUGAGCCGCUCCCAGUGCCAGUUUAUACCGGAGCUUCCAUGUUAAUCAGUCCUGUGCUACCUUUUUUGGGAG
Terrapene triunguis (Three-toed box turtle) is the source of this 917-nucleotide messenger RNA. It is a transcript of the gene CFL1, whose product is annotated as cofilin 1. Lineage: Eukaryota; Metazoa; Chordata; Testudines; Emydidae. The coding region runs from base 13 to 849 and encodes 278 amino acids. Gene Ontology annotation, cellular component: cytoplasm; actin cortical patch; actin cytoskeleton. Gene Ontology annotation, biological process: cell motility; actin filament fragmentation; actin filament severing. The transcript has 4 exons. The record is from RefSeq and is a predicted model, not a curated record. Gene Ontology annotation, molecular function: actin filament binding.